AUGAAAGUCGUUCUGCUGCUUUCACUUCUCCUUGUUGUUGAUGUGUUCUCGCUCAACAAAACCUGGACUACCGACAAUUUUGACACCGGCGCUGAGGGAAACGAAACAAAGGAAGAAGCAAGGAAGAGCGUUGGUAUGAAAAAACACAAAGUAGUUCCACCGCUUGCACUUGGACUUGCGGCAGGCAUCGGUGGGAUCGUUGGUGGAUUCCUCGGAUACUAUGGUUGGAGGAUUGCAGGAUAA
Messenger RNA from Necator americanus (New World hookworm), 243 nucleotides. RefSeq lists its product as uncharacterized. The coding region runs from base 1 to 243 and encodes 80 amino acids. NCBI's taxonomy places the organism in Eukaryota, Metazoa, Nematoda, Chromadorea, Rhabditida, Ancylostomatidae. The transcript has 4 exons. The record is from RefSeq and is a predicted model, not a curated record.